Melitaea cinxia (Glanville fritillary) is the source of this 1983-nucleotide messenger RNA. RefSeq names its product protein deltex (gene dx). The record is from RefSeq and is a predicted model, not a curated record. The transcript has 11 exons. Gene Ontology annotation, cellular component: nucleoplasm. NCBI's taxonomy places the organism in Eukaryota, Metazoa, Arthropoda, Insecta, Lepidoptera, Nymphalidae. The coding region runs from base 1 to 1830 and encodes 609 amino acids. Gene Ontology annotation, biological process: protein ubiquitination; Notch signaling pathway. Gene Ontology annotation, molecular function: ubiquitin protein ligase activity; zinc ion binding.
AUGUCGUCCGUUCAUUGCGUGGUGGUGUGGGAGUGGCAGCACGACGGGCAGUGGCUCCCACACUCCCCUGGCGUUGCUCGGACGUUGGAAAGAGCUCAUGCUAAGAAACUAACGAGGGUUGUGCUAUCGGAUGCCGACCCAGCCCUAAAGGGACACUAUGUCAACCUACGGACAUUAACACAGAGUUCAGAUACGCCAGGAGUGAGCGAGUGUGCAGUGCGACGCGCGUGCUACAGCGUGCAGUCGGCGGGUGGACGCGGGAUACGUUGGGAGUGGGCGAGACUCGCAGACCCUCCUCGAGCUGCCGAGCUGCGGUACGACCCACUGCCAAUGGAGGUGCAGUGCCGCCUGGAGGAGGCGUGGUCUCGCGGCGAGGCGCUGCAGUGGGAGGGCUGGCUGCUGUGCGGCGCCAGCAUGACGGCGCGCGGCGGCGGCGCGCUGCGGCUGCUGCGGCGCGCCCAGACCCCGCCCUACCCGCUGGUGCGCUCGCCCGCUGCCCCGCCCGCCCCGGCCACCCCGCCCGCCCCGCCCGCCCCGCCCGAGCGGCCCUGUCUCGACGCUCGAAGAACACGUAUACCUCAGCAGCACACGGGCUCGAGUGUACACUCAGUCCAGUCAAUACGUUCAGUCCAGUCAGUUCAGUCGGUGCAGUCAGUGAAGUCGGCUAAGUCCGUUCAGUCGGUGAAGUCGGCACCUGCACACACACAGUGUAGGGAAGGUCGGGACAGGAGGGAUAGUCGAGACAGACAUGGCGCGAGGAGUGCGUCACCUAAGGACAGGAAACCGGGGCUAGCUCGACAGAUAUUACAUAAUCUCAAUAUAUUUAGUAACAGCGGCAGCAGCACAGUGGAGCAGCAACAGCGCUGCGAGGAGCAGCGGCACACUGAUACGGAGAGCAGCAGCACGCGCUCGGCGCGGCGCCACAGUGUCGACACUGUCUCUACCUACCUCAGCCAUGAGAGCAAGGAGAGUCUGCAGCAAGCGGCAGUGGGCGAGCUGCUGAACUGCAGUGCGGGCAGUGACGACGUGUUCGAACCAGCUGACUCGAGGCAAGACCUCGACGCCCUCCACCAGCUGUCCGUCUCAGACACCGAAGACGUCGAGAGCGAGGACGAGGAGAGCAUCUGGCGCUGGGUGUCCGAAGUGGCGCGGCCGCAGUGGGGCGCGCUGUGCUGGGCCUGCGCCCGCCCGCUCGACCCCCACGAGCCGCAGCCCGCCCCCGGCCCCGCGCCCGCCCCCACCCCGCCCGCCCCCGACCCGCGCCUGCAGCGCGCCGUGGCGCUCGCCGGCUGCCACCACGUGCUGCACCUGCAGUGCCUCACCGACCACCUGGAGCGGUUGAGAGAGAACGGGGAGCGGCCGUAUAUCUCGUGCCUGGUGUGCGGACAGAGCUACGGCCGGCGAGCGCGGAGCGCCGGCGCGGGCGAGCAACCUCCCGGGUCCAUGGCGUGGCGCGCGCAGCCCUCCGCGCUGCCCGGCCACCCGCACGCCGCCUCCAUACUCGUCACCUACAACUUUCAAUCUGGUCGUCAAGGACCGCGUCACCCGCGUCCCGGCGCGCCGUACUACGCUGUGGGCUUCCCGCGACAUUCUCUCUUACCGGACACACCACUAGGACGACAGGUGCUAGCAGCCCUGCGGGCGGCGUGGGAGCGGCGCGUGCUGUUCACCGUGAGCGCGUCGCAGACGACCGGCCGCGAGCACGUGGUGGCGUGGAGCAUCCCGCCGCCGCCCGCCGCCGCGCACCACUACCUGCCGCCGCACGCGCCGCGCCCGCUGCCCUCCGCGCUGGCGCACCUCGCCCGGCUGCUGCGGGACACCUCCUCGUGACACCGCACAGCGCGCCCCCACCACCACCGCCACCACCACCACUACCUGCCGCCGCACGCGCCGCGCCCGCUGCCCUCCGCGCUGGCGCACCUCGCCCGGCUGCUGCGGGACACCUCCUCGUGACACCGCACAGCGCGCCCUACCACCACCGCC